GCCCCUUCAUGCUUAUCAGCAUUUCUAUCUACUAGGAUUAACUGAUCAAUGUUUCAGUUAAGAGCUCAAAGCAAACACCAUGUCGUUAAUGGCGUCAUUUCUCCGUCGGAAACUCAACGGCAAGUCGUUCCUUCUCCAAUUACGCCUAUUCAGUGACGCAAACUCUCAUGUUAAACCUUCGGAACGACAACAAGAAGAACCGAUAGAAAAAAUUCUGAUAGCAAACAGAGGCGAAAUCGCUUGCAGAAUCAUGAGAACAGCAAAGCGGUUAGGGAUUCGAACCGUCGCCGUUUACAGCGACGCCGAUAAGGAUUCUCUUCACGUGAAAUCUGCCGAUGAAGCUAUUCGUCUCGGUCCACCUCCGGCUCGGUUAAGUUACCUCCAAGGCUCUUCCAUUGUCGAGGCCGCGAUUCGAACCGGUGCACAGGCUAUCCACCCUGGUUAUGGUUUCUUGUCGGAAAGUGCUGAUUUUGCUAAGCUUUGUGAAGAUAAGGGUAUUACAUUUAUUGGUCCCCCAGUGUCUGCUAUCCGGGACAUGGGAGAUAAGAGUGCAUCAAAGAGAAUAAUGGGUGCAGCAGGGGUGCCACUUGUGCCUGGAUAUCAUGGCAGUGAACAAGAUAUUGAUUUUAUGAAAUCAGAAGCUGACAAAAUUGGGUAUCCUGUCUUAAUAAAACCAACUCAUGGAGGCGGAGGAAAGGGUAUGAGGAUUGUAGAAAGUCAGAAUGAAUUUGUUGACUCUUUCUUGGGAGCACAACGUGAGGCUGCUGCUUCUUUUGGCAUAAACACAAUUCUGUUAGAGAAGUACAUUACUCAACCAAGGCACAUAGAAGUCCAGAUAUUUGGGGACAAGUAUGGCAAUGUGCUGCAUUUGUAUGAGAGGGAUUGCAGUGUGCAGAGAAGACACCAGAAGAUAAUUGAAGAAGCUCCAGCUCCAAAUAUUACCAAUGACUUCCGCUCACAUUUGGGGCAGGCUGCUGUAUCUGCUGCCAAGGCAGUUAAUUACCACAAUGCUGGCACUGUGGAGUUCAUAGUCGAUUCUGAAUCAGGCCAGUUUUAUUUUAUGGAGAUGAACACCCGUCUUCAGGUUGAGCAUCCUGUGACUGAGAUGAUUGUUGGUCAAGAUCUAGUAGAGUGGCAAAUCCGUGUUGCAAAUGGGGAACCUCUUCCUCUGAGUCAAUCACAAGUUCCCUUGUUAGGUCAUGCUUUUGAAGCCCGAAUAUAUGCUGAAAAUGUCCCUAAAGGAUUUCUUCCUGCAACUGGAGUUCUUCACCAUUAUCAUCCUGUUCCAGUCUCUUCUGAAGCAGUUCGGGUUGAGACUGGAGUUGAACAAGGAAACACUGUUAGCAUGCAUUAUGAUCCUAUGAUUGCAAAGCUUGUUGUGAGGGGUGAAAACCGUGCUGCGGCAUUGGUCAAGCUGAAGAAUUGUUUGUCAAACUUUCAGGUUGCAGGUGUGCCAACUAAUAUCAACUUUCUGCAAAAACUUGCUAACCAUAGGGCAUUUCAAAGUGGAAAUGUGGAAACUCAUUUUAUUCAGCACCAUAAAGAUGACCUCUUUGUUGAUCCUAGUAGUUCCAAAAUAGCAAAGGUUUCUUAUGGUGCUGCAAGACUCAACGCAAUGGUAGUAGCUGCAUGUUUUUGUGAACUAGAACAUUCUGCUUUUAAGCAAAGUCCCCUUGGGAGCCACAGGGUACUUCCCAUAUGGUAUGCUUAUCCUCCUUUCAGAGUCCAUCAUCAUGCUAGGCGUAUUAUGGAACUUGAGUGGGAGAAUGAAUAUGAUAGCAGUUGCUCGAAGCUUUUGACACUUACUGUCAUUUAUCAGCCAGAUGGGAGCUAUCUGAUUGAGAUGGCAGAAGAUGGUUCACCUGGUUUAGAAGUCAAAGCGACAUGCCUAGGUGAGCAUGAUUUUAGUGUUGAAUUUGAUGGUGCAAGCACAGAUGUUAGUUUAGCUGUUUACACCAAGGUAAAUGCCUCUCUACAAGCAUAUUUAAGAGUGCAUUUCAAUUGAUUUAUGGGGAUUAAGUACACCUUUUUUUAUGAUUAUUUGUUUAUUUAGAAUCUUAGUACAAUUACUGAAUAUUUCAUAAAUGCCAUGCAUUAUAUUUUAUUUUAAUAUUAGCAGUAUAAAUAACCAAUAACCUGAGUGUACAUACUAUGUUGUUGUCCUAUCCGGCCUUCUCAUCUGUCUCCCACCUUUCACACUGGAAGUGUUCAAUCAUUCUCAUAGGGAAAGAAACAGUUGGUAGUUCAAUCAUUUCCUUGAGUGGUGUAGUGGAUCAUUGUCUUUUAAAUGAGGACCUUAUUGGAUUCUGGAACUAUCUUAUGUCUAUCCCUUCUACCAUGUGGGUGUUUUUCAUGUGUUUUGCCAAUUUUUAUCAAAGCAUUUUUAUUUUUAUUUUUUAUUUAUGAGGAUAUCAUUCAAAGUUUUCAUUAAGUAAAUUAAGCAUUUUUAAAGUGGGAUCAGAUAAUCACAGUACUCUCUCCAUGUCUG
Messenger RNA from Pistacia vera, 2488 nucleotides. Its product is annotated as methylcrotonoyl-CoA carboxylase subunit alpha, mitochondrial. Bases 80 to 2005 code for a protein of 641 amino acids. The transcript is spliced from 13 exons. The record is from RefSeq and is a predicted model, not a curated record. NCBI's taxonomy places the organism in Eukaryota, Viridiplantae, Streptophyta, Magnoliopsida, Sapindales, Anacardiaceae. Gene Ontology annotation, cellular component: mitochondrion. Gene Ontology annotation, molecular function: metal ion binding; methylcrotonoyl-CoA carboxylase activity; ATP binding.